AUGCGCCCGUUGCGAGACCUGUACACGUUCUACGACCCGGCGACCCGCGUUUGGCGCGGUCUACCGACUCCACCGUUGCUGAACCCGGACCAAGGUCUCGGCCAGCUGAUCCUCGGAAUGCUCGCGCGGAAUCCCAGCAAAGUGGUUCAAAUUAGUGCGGACAGUGGAGUUGAGGUUACCGGAGGUGAGAUGUACCUGCGGACGGUUCGGGUCGCGCAGAACCUGAUCAAGUUGGGGCUCGGGAAUCCCAGGGACAUCUACGCGAUGGCCGUUCGCAACGGCGAGCAUACGGCACCGGUCGCGUUUGCCUGCUUUGCGCUGGGAAUCCCCGUUAAUACCAUGGAUCCCAGCUUUCAACGGGACGAUCUGGGUCACAUCCUGGCGAUCGUUAAGCCCAAGCUGGUAUUUUGUGACAGCGAAACGCUUGGUGAGUUGACAGCGGCUUGCGAGUUGACGGGUGUCACUCCCAAGGUGAUCGUACUGGGCGAUAAGAUCGCCGGAUACACUCACGUUGAAGAUCUGCUCGUGCCAACCGGGAUCGAGGACAGUUUCGUCCCCGUCAACAUCGAAACCCCAAACAACCAACCCGCCGUCCUAGUCUGCUCCUCCGGCACCACCGGUCGCUCCAAAGCCGUCUCGCUGUCCCACUCGAUCUGCAUCGCUCACGUGGCCAGCUUUUACCUCCUCCAAACCGACGACGUCAUCUUCGCGUACAGUUCCCUCUACUGGCUGUCCGGGUUGAUCAUGCUGCUGGCCGGAACGGCCCUAGGUGCAACGAGGAUCAUCACCCGCGAUACCUUCACCGUGCCGCGCACGCUGGACAUCAUCCAGCGGUACCGGGUGUCGGCCGUGAUCGUGCCACCGUCGCAAGCGUGGGCGAUCGCGAACGAUCCGGCGGCGUCGGUGAGUGCCCUGGCCAGCUUGCGGCUGCCGAUGUGUGGAGGGAGUGCGGUGUCGGCGAGCUUGAAGCAGGCGUUCGAUCGGCUUAUUCCGGGACGAUCGUUGGAGGUUAUGUACGGGUUUUCGGAGAUUUCUACCGCGGUGAGUUACACCAAGGGGGAGUUUUACCGGGAUGGAAGUGUGGGCUUUGCGGGACCAAGGAUGGAGAUCAAGAUUGUGGAUGACGGUGGGGUUACGCUUGGGAUUGGGCAGGAAGGGGAGAUCCUGGUCAGGACCAAGUAUGUGUUCUUGGGGUAUUACGGGAAUGAUGGGGCUACCAGGGAAAUGCUGGACGAUGAAGGUUGGAUGCAUUCCGGGGACAUUGGACGGUUCGACGAGGACGGGCUGUUGUACGUGGUGGAUCGCAAGAAGGACCUGAUCAAGUACCGGAACUACCAGAUAUCUCCGAGUGACGUGGAAGCUGUUCUGCAGAGUAUUUGCGGUGGGGCUACCGUGUGCGUCGUUGGACUCCCUACGGAAACCGGGGACGAUCUGGUAACGGCUUUGGUAGUCCAAAAUCCCAAGUCAGCUGUCCCGCUUGACAGUGAUCUUGUACUGAAGGAGGCGGAGAAGCGCCUUCCAAACUACAAACACCUUCGAGGUGGAGUCCACUUUGUAGAUCAGCUACCAAUGACUCCCUCGGGAAAGAUUGUUCGGGUAUUAGCUAAGAAGAUGAUUCUCGAAAAAAGUUUGAAAUAAACAGUUC
Culex quinquefasciatus (southern house mosquito) is the source of this 1645-nucleotide messenger RNA. RefSeq names its product probable 4-coumarate--CoA ligase 1. The record is from RefSeq and is a predicted model, not a curated record. Gene Ontology annotation, molecular function: long-chain fatty acid-CoA ligase activity. The transcript has 2 exons. Bases 1 to 1638 code for a protein of 545 amino acids. NCBI's taxonomy places the organism in Eukaryota, Metazoa, Arthropoda, Insecta, Diptera, Culicidae. Gene Ontology annotation, biological process: long-chain fatty acid metabolic process; fatty-acyl-CoA biosynthetic process.